CUGGAAAUUGUGGAGCAUUGACUUCCCAAGUCGCUAUAAAUCACCAUUUCUUCCUCCUCCUUCCUCAACUCAUCUUUUCUCCACUCUCUUUCUCUGUCUCUGCCUGAUUCGUUGUUGGAUCUCGCUUUUCUCUUCCAAAACCUACUCCUCACGCCAUGGGAUACUGGAGGGAAGCCACCGGCAUCAAAGGACCCAGCGGAUUCGGAUCCGGCUCCACCGCCGAGCAGGUCACCGAAGGCAUCGACGCAUCCGGUCUCACCGUCAUCAUCACCGGUGCAAGUAGUGGUAUUGGAGCUGAGACUGCGAGAGUGUUGGCCCUCAGGGGAGCCCAUGUCAUCAUUGGUGCCAGGAACUUGGAAGCUGCCAACAAUGUGAAGCAAAGCAUUCUAGAGAGCAUCCCAUCUGCUAGAGUUGACAUCAUACAGAUUGAUGUUAGCUCACUCAAGUCUGUUAGAGCCUUCGCCAACAAAUUCCUUGCGAUGAAUCUUCCUCUCAACAUUUUGAUUAAUAACGCUGGUGUUAUGUAUUGCCCAUUCCAACUUUCUGAGGAUGGUGUGGAGUUGCAGUUUGCUACUAAUCAUCUCGGUCACUUUUUGUUGACAAAUCUUCUACUUGAGAAAAUGAAAACCACAGCAGCAAAGACAGGAAUUGAGGGCCGCAUUGUGAAUCUAUCAUCAAUAGCUCAUAUUGGACCUUAUAGAGAAGGAAUAAAGUUUGACAAACUGAAUGACCCGACUGUAUACAAUGAUAAAUCGGCAUAUGGGCAGUCCAAAUUGGCUAACAUCUUACACUCCAAUGAGCUCGCACGAAGAUUGAAGGCUGAGGGUGCAAACGUCACAGCAAAUUCUGUUCAUCCUGGUCUGGUUAGGACAAACUUGGGAAGACAUUCUCCCAUCUUCAUGGCGGUGUUGAAAACUGUCAUGUACAUCUUGUGGAAGAACAUACCUCAGGGAACUGCAACAUCAUGUUAUGUGGCAGUGCAUCCAAGCUUGAAGGGUGUGAGCGGGAAGUACUUUGCUGAUUCCAACGAGGAGAAGACAACUGACAUGGCCAGAGAUGCAGCAUUGGCUAAGAAGCUUUGGGACUUCAGUGAAGAACUUGUUAAUUCAAAAUAAGAAAGAGGGUUAUUAUUGUAUGCUUUCUAUGUUUUAUGCUAGUCUUAGCACUUGUUGCUAUCUUGGGUGUCUCUAGACCAUACUGUUACAGUUUGGGAUAAAGCUGGUACUGCUUCAUUUUAAGCAUAUAUGAAAUAAGUUAGCCAUAUUGUUUGAUACUA
Molecule: messenger RNA, 1276 nt
Organism: Zingiber officinale
Lineage: Eukaryota; Viridiplantae; Streptophyta; Magnoliopsida; Zingiberales; Zingiberaceae
Product: short-chain dehydrogenase TIC 32 B, chloroplastic-like
Exons: 8
Coding region: 156-1115 (319 amino acids)
Source: RefSeq, a predicted model, not a curated record